Messenger RNA from Monopterus albus (swamp eel), 4244 nucleotides. RefSeq lists its product as uncharacterized. NCBI's taxonomy places the organism in Eukaryota, Metazoa, Chordata, Actinopteri, Synbranchiformes, Synbranchidae. The coding region runs from base 356 to 3388 and encodes 1010 amino acids. The transcript has a single exon. Gene Ontology annotation, cellular component: cytoplasm; PML body; nucleus. Gene Ontology annotation, molecular function: protein tyrosine kinase activity; protein serine/threonine kinase activity; transcription corepressor activity. Gene Ontology annotation, biological process: peptidyl-serine phosphorylation; positive regulation of transcription by RNA polymerase II; smoothened signaling pathway. The record is from RefSeq and is a predicted model, not a curated record.
UUCUGCUUUUGUUGUUAGGGGUCGCCAUAGCGAAUCAUCACACUGACCAUUCGCAUGUAUGAUAUACUGUACAGGUACACAAUAUGUAAUUUUUAACUGUCCAAAUAUUUGAAUACUUCUAAAUUAUAAAUUUGUAUAUUGAGGCUUUCGUAGCAUGAAAUCUCCAUGGCAACAAAGCUCCUCUGAAUUUGAACCAAAACAAUAGAAUGUUGCCUUUGAUGUAUGACGUCAUAGCUUACAAGGUCAUCCACACUUACAGUAAGCCUUGCACUGGUCAGUUCUAUAUGGGUUAACGCUCAGGUAAGGUAGAUUUAAAUCAAUUUGCUAUUAUAUCAGGAAGCAUUUAACUGCAAAAAUGUCAAAUUUACAAAAGGGUGACAAACUCUCCUGCGAGUCUGGACAAUAUCUUAUAGAGGAUUUCAUAGGAGAAGGAACUUUUGGCAAAGUGGCCAAGUGUUUGAACCUAAAAAAUCAAGAGAUUGUUGCCAUCAAAAUCUACAAAGGUGAGAUUAGCAAAGGUGCUAUUCAACAUGAAGUCGCCAUGCUAAAUGAACUUAGGGCUCUCGACCCAGACAAGAACAACUUGGUGAAAUUCAUAGACUCCUUUGAUUGCCAAAAUGAUUAUUGUGUGGUCUUUGAAAUGCUCAACAAGAGUCUUUGGGAUCUGAUGGUAGAAAGAGGUUGGUGGCCUCUGACUCUUAAUGAAAUCCGCCCGAUCGCACAGCAACUACUAGUAGCAUUAAAUGCUCUGAAAGGUCUUGGCAUUAUACAUGGAGAUGUGAAAGCAGACAAUGUCAUGUUUGUCAGUCACCAGGAUCAGCCCUCCAGGGUAAAAUUAAUAGAUUUUGGUCUGGCUUUCUCAGCCAGCAGAGCAGAGGUUGGAAUGCUCAUGCAAGCACGCACAUUCAGGGCACCAGAGGUGUUCUUGGGCCUUCCCAUAUCGGAAGCCAUCGAUAUGUGGGGGCUGGGAUGCAUCAUGGCAUUGCUGUACAUUGCCUGCAACCUUUUUCCUGGUCACACCGCACACCAGACAAUGAAUUCCAUUUGCCAGAUGCUAGGUCAACCAAUGGACCACCUGCUAAGUGCUGGAACAAAGACCUCACGUUAUUUUGUCCGAACAGGGUGUCUCGAAAACCCACAAUGGAGACUAAUGACUAAAAAUGAAUAUUUACAUGCUAAGAGCACCAGUGAGGAUUUUAACAGGGAGAAUGAUGAUGACAGCGAGGAUGAUGAUAACUUUGAUGAAUUAUACGCACAGUACUACAAACACCUAAAUUUGGAUGGUGUUGUAAAGGCCAACCCAAAAAUGGAUGAUCUUGAAUAUGCAGAUAGGAUGGACUUUAUAGAAUUCCUAAAAGGAGUUCUACAUCUUGAUAGCGAGCAGAGACUCACUCCCAGCCAAGGCCUACAACACAAUUUUAUUACAGUGGCUCACUUGAAAGAUCACAGCAACACAUCUUACGUAGAGGAAGCCCGUAACUUCAUGACUGUCUGCACCAACGUAAAUGAGCAUUCAUUCACUGAGAGUUCCAAUGAGCACAGGUUCAGUGAAAAUGUAAACACUGCCAAACUCUCCUGCAAGUCUGGACAAUAUGUUAUUGAAGGUUUCAUAGGAGAAGGGGGUUAUGGCAAAGUUGCCAAAUGUUUGAACCUAAAAAAUCAAGAGACUGUUGCCAUCAAAAUCUACAAAAGCGACAUCAGCAAAGAUGUUAUUCAACAUGAAGUCACCAUGCUAAAAGAACUUAAGGCUCUCGACCCAGACAAGAACAACCUGGUGAAAUUCAUAGACUCCUUUGAUUGCCAAAAUGAUUAUUGUGUGGUCUUUGAAAUGCUCGACAAGAGUCUUUGGAAUCUGAUUGUAGAAAGAGGCUGGAGGCCUCUGACUCUUAAUGAAAUCCGCCCGAUCGCACAGCAACUACUAGUAGCAUUAAAUGCUCUGAAAGGUCUUGGCAUUAUACAUGGAGAUGUGAAAGCAGACAAUGCCAUGUUUGUCAAUCACAAGGAUGAGCCCUUCAGGGUAAAAUUAAUAGAUUUUGGUCUGGCUCUCCCAGCCAGCAGAGCAGAGGUUGGAAUGCUCAUGCAAGCACGCGUGUUCAGGGCACCAGAGGUGUUCUUAGGCCUUCCCAUAUCGGAAGCCAUCGAUAUGUGGGGGCUGGGAUGUAUCAUGGCAUUGCUAUACUUCGCCAACUGCCCUUUUGAUGGUCACACCGCACACCAGACAAUGAAAGCCAUUUGCCAGUUGCUAGGUCAACCAAUGGACCACCUGCUAAAUGCUGGAACAAAGACUUCACAUUAUUUUGUCAAAACAGGGUGUCUCAAAAACCCACAAUGGAGACUAAUGACUAAAGAUGAAUAUUUACAUGCUAAGCGCACCAGUGAGGAUUUUAACAGGGAGAAAGAUGAUGACAGCGAGGAUGAUGAUGACAGUGAGGAAUUAUUCGCAGAGAAGUGUGGACCCCUAAAUUUGGAUGGGAUUGUAAAGGCCAACCCAAAAAUGGAUGCUCUUGAAUAUGCAGAUAGGAUGGAAUUUUUAGAUUUCCUGAAAGGAGUUCUACAUCUUGAUAGUGAGCAGAGACUCACUCCCAGCCAAGGCCUACAACACAAUUUUAUUACAAUGGCUCACUUGAAAGAUCACUGCAACACAUCUUAUGUAGAGCAAGCUCGUAACUUCAUGACUGUCUGCACCAACGUAAAUGAUUUACAUGAAACAGCUGAUUGUUUGAGCAACUCCAAAAAAGAUUCAUUCACUGAGAGUUCCAAUGAGCACAGGUUCAGUGAAAAUGUAAACACUGAGAGAUUCAGCCAUGAAACCAUACAUGCAGAAAAAUCUGGUGAGUCAGUUAGACAACUGAACUUAACUCGGAACUUGGAACCGGAUGCUGAGUGCCCUAGUUCAUGCUCAAAUUCUAUUUUCUCCAGAGGCCAAGAGUGGGAUGCUCAAGAAAUCUUGCAAGACUACAUGCAUUUAUUCACUUGUUAUAAGGAUAAUGUUUCAGCCUGGACUGAACUGGAGAGUGAUUCAAACUCUGUUAUGAUCACUGAGAGUGAGUGGGAUGCUCAAAAAAUCUUGCAAGACUACAUGGACUUACUCAGUGCUUAUAAGGAUGAGGUUUCAGCAUGGACUAAACUGGAAAGUGAUUCAAACCAUGUCAUGUUCAGUGGGGAAAACUGGGCUGCUCAAGAAAUCUCACAAGACCACAGCAUGCAUUUAUCCAGUCUUCAUCAUAAUGAAGUUUCAAUCCCUGGUAUGUUCACUGAGAGUGACAGGGAUGCUCAAGAAAUCCUGCAAGACUACAUGGAUUUGUUCACUUGUUGUAUGAGUGAGGUUUCAGCCUGGAAUGAACUGGAGAGUGAAUCAAACCGUGGCAUGCUCAGUGGGGAAAACUGAGCAUCUCAAGAAAUCUUACAAGUCUCCAUGUCCCCACCAUUUAUCCCCAAAUUCUUAAUUUGUCACAUACAGUUUUUCUGUUCAAACAACUGCUUCACUUUCAAACCUUUUGGCACCAACAUAACCUCAUACAAAGCCCAGCAGAGAAAUCUCAGAGCAGAGACUCAGAAAUGAGCUCACAUGUCAGGGCAGUGCUCUCACAUCUGAUAUUGUGCUUCUGCUUACGGAUCUGUGCCUGUAUGCUGUCAAAUGCUGAGUUGCUUAAAUCCUCCAUACUUUUUUCCUUUGUUGAAUCCAGUGCAUUUCCAAACUGUACUAUACUAGAUUAGAUUAGAUUAGAUUGGCAACAAUGAUAUUUAGUUUUUUCUGUUCUAUCAUAUUUACCAUUUAGAAAGAUUUAUAAAUAUAUUCAAUUCAUUUCAGUCUAUUUAUAUAGCACAUUUAAAAGCGGGCAGCAUGGUGACGUGGUGGUUAGCACUGUUACCGCAAGAAGGUUCUGGGUGUGAGCCCUGGUAGCCCUGGUGCCUCUCUGUGCGGAGAUUGUGUGUUCUCUCUGUGCCUGCGUGGGUUCUCUCCGGGUACUCCGGCUUCCUCCCACAGUCCAAAGAUCCCCAUCCUAACGUCUGAGGGAGCUUUAACCACAUUUUGAGCACUACUCAGUUUGCAGCUCAGCAUUUGAGAGCAAUAAUAACGCUAUAACGCAAAUUCCUUUUAACGCCACAAUGGUUUUUUGACACGAGAUUAAUUCAUGUACAUUCUGUAACUAUGACCCUCGGCCCACACAACAGUGUACAAAUGCUCUUUUACAAUUAAAAGUCCUGCAUGCAAAAUGUUACAAAAUAAAACAUCAAAUAAA